UAAAAAUGGUCGCCACACCAGCAAUGCCUUCAAUGACUGACGCUCAAGUCGCAGCCGUCAAGGGAGAUUGGGAAAAAAUCAAGGGAUCAGGAGUUGAAAUCUUGUAUUUCUUCUUGAACAAGUUCCCAGGAAACUUCCCAAUGUUCAAGAAACUCGGUAACGACUUGGCAGCUGCUAAGGGCACAGCCGAAUUCAAGGAUCAAGCUGAUAAGAUCAUUGCCUUCUUACAAGGAGUCAUUGAAAAGUUGGGAUCAGACAUGGGUGGAGCAAAGGCUCUCCUCAACCAAUUGGGAACAUCACACAAAGCUAUGGGAAUCACCAAGGACCAAUUCGAUCAAUUCCGUCAAGCUUUGACUGAACUUUUGGGCAACCUUGGAUUCGGUGGCAACAUCGGAGCAUGGAAUGCAACCGUUGAUUUAAUGUUCCACGUCAUCUUCAACGCACUCGACGGAACCCCAGUCUAA
Messenger RNA from Chironomus riparius, 464 nucleotides. Lineage: Eukaryota; Metazoa; Arthropoda; Insecta; Diptera; Chironomidae. The record is from the annotation of a GenBank genome assembly.